AUGGAUGUCUUGGAAAAAGAGUUGAGGGGCAAGGACUCUGCUCGGCUGGCUCUCAAAGCCUUUGCUGCAGCCCCGGAGGAGUGGAAAACCCUGCUGAUCCCCAACGGCACGGCUGGAGGAGGAGGGGAGAAAGAAGCGGUUACAGCGGUGACAGCAGGGGGGUGUCGCGGGGCCACGGCUUCAAUUUUCCGCAUUGUCAGCCAUGGCGCGCCGUUCUUCCCUGCUGCUCAUUUUCGUCGCUAUCCUGCUUUGCGCUCCGCGUUCGUUCGCCGUUCGGUCUCUCGUUCAGAUGGAGCAGCAGGCAGCGGUGCAGCAACCGGCGACUUCGCAAUCAACAAUCCCUCCGAAGCAGAUCUCGGCCAAUCCGAAACCGAAGCCGUCUUCCGCAGUGCAGGCUCCAGCGCAGAAGCCGCUGACGCCGUCGCGGCGGUCGCAGCUGUUGACGUGGCGAGCGCCGCGACGGACGCCGCGACCGACGUGGCUGCACACGCGGCCGAAUCCGCCGCUGACGAGGCCUCCGACGAGGAAAACGAUUUCGAUAAAGCCAAAGAAGCGAGAAAGAAAGCCUUAAAAGAUGGAGAACUAGUCUGGCAUAAGUGCGUGCAGUCAGAGAAGCUGGGCGAGGUGUGCGUGGGGGUGUUCGUGGAUUCUCAGCAGGAGCCGCCGCUGCUGUUCGCGGAGAUCAGCCUGAGGAACCACACGUUCCUCGCGCCGCUCGCCAAGGCCAAGGCGUGUCUAGAUGAUCAACUGCUGCUGAAUCUGCUGCUGCACGACCCCAAGCUCGCUCCCUUUGCUGCGGAAAUCAAGGCCAUCAUGAUCAUGGAGAAGCUGGCUGCCGCUGAUGUCAUCAGCGAGUGCGUACUCUUUAACGGCCUCUCCAUUACAGUGGACAAGCCCAACGACUGCCUGUACAUAUCGGCAUGCCCCCGCCUCUGCUCUCGCCUGGGCUGUCGCCAUGCCCAGUGCCUCUACUCCAAGGACAAGGAAUUUGAAUGCUUCAGGGUACGCGUGCCUCUGCACAGGCGCAGCAGGGACGUUGCUGUGCGUUGA
Molecule: messenger RNA, 1050 nt
Organism: Closterium sp. Naga37s-1
Lineage: Eukaryota; Viridiplantae; Streptophyta; Zygnematophyceae; Desmidiales; Closteriaceae
Source: the annotation of a GenBank genome assembly